AUGUCACGAAGCAAUUCAUACAUUCAAAGCAUUUUAAAUCAUCUCGCAGACUCUAACGAGCCUGAAUCGAACAACUGCACUGCAGUAUCACCAUGUUUGGUGCAAUCUGGAAUUCCACGAAUACUGACUCCAUUGAAGCUUGGAGGCGAUCAGCCGUUAACUUUAAAUCAUCGCAUUGUAAUGGCAUCCAUGGCCCGUCAUCGUGUCGAGCUAGACGGAACGAUCAAGGCUCAACACGUUGGAGACUAUUACGUGCAGCGAAGCACGCCUGGAGGUCUGAUCUUGUCUGAGGCAACUGCUAUAAGCGCUGAAGGUGUAGUGUCCCUCCGAGCGCCAGGAAUUUAUACGCAAAGUCAUAUCGACGCAUGGAGGACCGUUGUUGCUCGAGUUAAAGAAACCAAUGCCGUGUUCUUCAUGCAAUUAUGGCAUGGUGGAAGAGCGUCUCAUAGUGCUUUCCAACCAGACAAUCAGCUGCCCGUUUCAUCGUCUCCGGUAGCUAUAUCUGGGACCGUUAUGCUGCCAAAGAAGGGGGCCAUACCUUUCGAGACUCCAAGGGAGUUGACGACUGAGGAGGCAUAUGAUCGGGCGAGAGAGUAUGGAAGGGCUGCUCAACGUGCCAAAGAUGCAGGUUUCGACGGAGUCGAGAUUCACGGCGCUAAUGGAUAUUUGGUGGAUCAAUUCUUGCAGUCUACCACAAACCAGCGUACUGAUGAAUAUGGUGGUUCGGUGGAAAACAGAUGCAAAUUUGCAUUACUCUGUGUCGAGGAGUGUAUAAAAGUAUAUGGAUCAUCGCGUGUUGGUAUUAGACUAGCUCCGCAUGGAGCUCAGGCUGGAAUAGCGGAUGCAAACCCGGUGGAAACAUGGACUUGCUUGCUGAGAAUGUUGCUUCCAUACAACCUUGCCUACGUUGUCGAGCCAAAGGACUUCAAUGGGCCCAAUCUAGACCCGUACUUGAAAACAUACCGAAACGGUGGUGGAGUUGUAAUCACUUGUGGUGCUUAUACACCAGCAACUGCUGUUCAACAUGUCGAUACGGAUACAAGUGAUGCCAUCGCAUUUGCUAGACUCUUCAUCUCAAACCCAGAUCUAGUCGAAAGAAUCAAGACUGGAAGGCCCCUGCAACAGUACGAGAGCAGUCUCUUUUACUCGGCACAUUGGAAUGGGUACUCGAACUAUCCAACAUUUAGCACGGACCCAGAAAUGAAGGAAUGGGGUAAAUGGACGUCGUAUAGAGGGACUUCAAGUCCAAGGGCUUCAAUUUAUAAAUCGAAGUGA
This is a messenger RNA of Synchytrium microbalum, 1275 nucleotides long. RefSeq lists its product as uncharacterized. The record is from RefSeq and is a predicted model, not a curated record. Lineage: Eukaryota; Fungi; Chytridiomycota; Chytridiomycetes; Synchytriales; Synchytriaceae. Gene Ontology annotation, molecular function: oxidoreductase activity; FMN binding. The coding region runs from base 1 to 1275 and encodes 424 amino acids. The transcript has 7 exons.